AUGAGAUUCGUCAUUUUCAUGCCAACUUCUCUUUCGCUAUCCCAGAAGCCGUUCUACAUUCUUCUCUGCCUACAAUGCUGGCUGAAGAUGAUCAUGGAUUGUAUUAUUGCGAUUUUCGCAGUCGUUCUCAUCGCUUUCACCGUUCUGUAUCAGAAUACGACCACUGGUGCGGAUCUUGGCGUGGCUCUAAACUUGCUCAUCGUUGCGAACACCACACUCCUACGCCUUAUACAGUCAUGGACAUCUCUGGAAACCUCUCUGGGGUCCAUUUCCCAAUUGAAGAGUAUACAAGACUGCGUCCCUGAGGAUGACGACAGGGGUACUCUGGAUCCUGACUUACAAAUUGCAAUGGCCCUCUUCCGGCAAUUUGGAGGUCAAUGGCAUCUCAGUCGCCUAUUCAGAGUCCGCGGCACUUUCCUUGUCCAAUCUCUCUCUUGCCGUCAACCCUGGACUAUAGGCCGAACAGGAAGUGGGAAAAGCACUUUGAUGCUUUCAUUGUUGCAGCUCCUCCGGCCCGGACAGGGAUCUAUCUCAAUUGACGACAUCAAUAUUGGCUAUCUGUCCCCGAGAACAGUCCGAAAACGCGGGUUCAUUACAGUGCCUCAAGAUGGGUUGAGUAUUCCCAAGGCCAGUCUGCGGUUCAAUCUAGAUCCUUAUCAUACGAGCUCGGAUCAAGAUAUAUUAUGGAGUCUCCAAAGGACGGGUCUUUGGGACAAGAUUCAUUCGACAUCGGCCAUCCCAGACAGCAAGAAGGAAAACAUGAAUAUUGAUAUUCGAAGUUUACUAGAUCUUCCUAUGUCUUCAUUUCUGCCAUUCUCGACCGGACAUUUACAACUGUUCGCCCUCAGCCGAACCAUUCUAGAUGAAGCUAGCUCUUCGUUGGACUCGGAAACUGAAUCUAUUCUGACAGAUAUGCUCCGCCAUGAUCUUCAAGGUCACACUAUUGUUAUGAUUGCGCAUCGUGUUGCGGGUAUCAUGGGUGCUAUGAGACCUGGGGUGGAUGCAGUUGACACUAUGCAAGAUGGAAAGCUGCAAACGGUGACUCUCAUAGGAUGA
Molecule: messenger RNA, 1056 nt
Organism: Penicillium verrucosum
Lineage: Eukaryota; Fungi; Ascomycota; Eurotiomycetes; Eurotiales; Aspergillaceae
Exons: 2
Coding region: 1-1056 (351 amino acids)
Biological process (GO): transmembrane transport
Cellular component (GO): membrane
Molecular function (GO): ATPase-coupled transmembrane transporter activity; ATP hydrolysis activity; ATP binding
Source: RefSeq, a predicted model, not a curated record